Molecule: messenger RNA, 795 nt
Organism: Drosophila bipectinata
Lineage: Eukaryota; Metazoa; Arthropoda; Insecta; Diptera; Drosophilidae
Source: RefSeq, a predicted model, not a curated record
UCUGGCAGAAUCAGUUCAAAUUAUUUAGUGGUUCUUUCAGAAGACUUCCUUCAGUAGCCACACAAAUAGAAAAUGAAGAUCCUUUCCGUGGUGCUCAUCUCUGUGACUUUUUUUAUUACCGUCGCCCUGGGAUCGGAGGAAUCUUGUUAUCUCACUGAAGAGCAGGAGGACGACUGCGCGGCGGUCUGUCAUCCGAUCGUGAAGCCCCUCCUGAGGUACUUUGAGAAGAUUCAGGCCAAAGAAUUCCAAUUCCAAAAGGACUACUCAGAGUUGAAGAAAAAGAACACGGACUUGGAGAAAAAGGGUCAGGAACAUAAUGGCCAGAUAUCUCAGUUCCAGAAAAACUACUCCGAUUUGCAGAAAAAGUAUUCAGAUUUGCAGGAAAGCCAUUCGGAAUUGCAGAGAAGAGAACUGGAACUUAUAUCACAGCUGCAAAAGGAUAAAUCGGCCUUGCAAAAGGAUAUAUCGGACUUGCAAAAGGAUAUAUCGGACUUGCAAAAUAGGGUGAUUGAAGUCGAAAAUCUACAAGCUCAAAUAGAUUCAAAAAAUGUGGAGAUCAAAUUACUAAAAGAUCAAAUUAGUGAAUUAAAUAAAACAAAUGAACUUGCUACAAAAAUACUUCGCGACGACAUUGCCAAAUUGGGCGAAAUAGUAAAGAAUAUAAAUUCGGUUAAUAGAACAGCCAGUCCAUCACCAACCAGGACAGUCCAGCAACUACCUCCACCCUCCAAAGCCAAAAUGAAACUAGGAUCGUCCAAGAAAUCCAAAUUCCUGGUUCCGAUCCGUUUAAAGUAG